CCUAUGGCAGAUGGAGAGUGGAGAAAUCAAACGUCCAUCACAGAAUUUAUCCUCCUGGGAUUCGGUAACCUCUCUGAGCUGCAGACCCUGCUCUUCCUGCUGUUUCUUGUAAUCUAUAUUGUGACCAUGGCUGGAAACAUCUUCAUCAUUGCUCUUGUUGUGGCUGAUCAGCAUCUUCACACCCCCAUGUACUUCUUCCUGGGGAACUUGUCCUGCUUGGAGACCUGCUACAGCUCCACCAUCCUGCCCAGGAUUCUGACCAGUCUCCUGACUGGGGACAGAACCAUUUCAUUUAGCAGGUGUUUCAUGCAAUUUUAUUUAUUUGCUUGCCUGGCCGGUACCGAGUGUUAUCUCCUCUCUGUGAUGUCUUAUGAUCGGUAUUUAGCUAUAUGUAAGCCACUGCAUUAUGCUGCCCUUAUGAAUGGCAGGUUCUGCCUCCAGCUAGCAGCUGGAUCAUGGAUAAGUGGAUUUGUGACUAACUCCGUAACAAUAUUUUUCAUGUCACAAUUAACUUUUUGUGGUCCCAAUGAAAUUGACCACUUCUUUUGUGAUUUCACUCCUAUCAUAAGACUCUCCUGCAGUGACUCUCAUUUAAUGCAACUUGUGGCUUUCAUUCUGGCUUCCAUAUAUACACUGCCUCCUUUUAUAUUAACUCUGAUGUCCUAUAUUUGUAUCAUGAUAACCCUCCUGAGGAUCCAUUCCAGCAUAGAAAGGCAGAAGGCCUUUUCCACUUGCUCCUCUCACCUCAUUGUGGUGACAAGUUUCUAUGGAACCCUGAUCAUUGUCUACAUGCUGCCAGAUGUCACCAUGCUGAGAGACCUACACAAACUGUUCUCUGUUUUCUACACAGUCCUGACUCCCCUGGCCAAUCCCCUCAUCUACAGUCUGAGAAACAGAAAGGUCAAGGAGGCCCUGAGAAAAGCCCUCAGGAAAUGUUUGGCCUCACAAGAAUCCAGAAAUUCCAAGCAAUUUUUGUAA
This is a messenger RNA of Malaclemys terrapin pileata, 978 nucleotides long. Its product is annotated as olfactory receptor 6B1-like. The record is from RefSeq and is a predicted model, not a curated record. Gene Ontology annotation, cellular component: membrane. The transcript has a single exon. Bases 4 to 978 code for a protein of 324 amino acids. Gene Ontology annotation, biological process: G protein-coupled receptor signaling pathway. NCBI's taxonomy places the organism in Eukaryota, Metazoa, Chordata, Testudines, Emydidae. Gene Ontology annotation, molecular function: olfactory receptor activity; G protein-coupled receptor activity.